AUGCCGCUGGAUCCCGCCCGGCUGCGCGGCCGCGGAGGGGAAGGAGGAGGGAAGGCGGCUGCGUGUCCCAGCCCAGCUCCCUUUCCUUCCGGGUUGCCGCCGCCGCCGCCUCCUCCUGCCGUGCCCCGGGCCAUGGGGGCGGCUGCCGGCGGGGCCGCCCGUGACGGGGCUAUGGCCGCAGCGCCGCUGGACCCUGGGCGCGGGCUGUCCCUGCCCCGCGGGGCUGGGAGCUCCGCGGCAUCCCAGGACAAGCUCUUCUUAAUCAAAGGUGGAAUUUUUCUAGGUACUGUUGCUACAGCAGGAAUGAUAGCAGGUUUUGGCACUACACUUGCAAUGACAAAAAAGAAGAACCCAGACUGGUUCAGUAAGGGGAUUACUGCCACAGCUGCACUACCAGAGAGUGGUUCAUCACUGGCCUUACGAGCCCUAGGGUGGGGCUCUCUCUAUGCAUGGUGUGGAGUUGGAUUGCUGAGUUUUGCCAUCUGGAAGGCUCUGGGCGUGCACAGUAUGAAAGAAUUCCAAAGCAAGAUGCAGUCAAUCUUUCCAGCAAUUCCUAAAAAUAGUGAGUCCAGUGUUGAAUGGGAAAACUUACUUAAAUCCAAGUGAAAGACUCCGAGCCAUUUGGAGAUGUCUCUUCCAGCAAGAACAGGAGUGGAAGUAGCAGAAGUGUCCCCUCUGGAAAAACAAAGAAGACUCAGACUGAGCAAGUUACUGACUUGAGUGCACUGAACCUGGGAAUGCCAGUUGACAUCCAGGAGGAAGAGAUUUCAAACCAAACCAAACCAAACCAAACCAGUUUAUACUGUACUUUUCAGCAUGUUUGGUAUAGUUGAUUCAUGAGAAAAUGAACCCUCCAAGAUAAGUUGGAUUCAUCUGGAAAAAAGACUUUUUCAAAGACUUAGAGAAUAAACUAAUCUUGAUUAGUAAAUAUGUGAAUAUAAUCCCAGUAAACUCCUGUCCCAUCCUGCAUUUCAAGAAGAAUUUUAUGAAAUUUCUCUAGGAAACAUGAACACUACUUUCAGUGACUUGUCCUAUUAGGAAUAUAACCAUCGAGUCAAUCAUAACAGAUCUCUUGCUGAGCCUGAGGAUAAAGCAUAUAGUACACUCUUCAAAAAUAAAGGACAUAUUUGAAUUUGCAACAGAGAAAGUAUCUAAAUCAUUUUUAUAUGUCUGAAGAGUAGGUUUAAAACCCAAUAUGCAAGUCAUGACCUAUGAGCUCCUCUGCAGAACAUCAGGAGAGAUCUCUACAAAGUUCACUCUUUUCUCAUAUUAACUUUUUAAAAUUGGAUCCCACAAUAAUUAAUCUGAUCGUGUGUAUAAAAGUCUCAGCUAUAUUUGUGUAUCAAUUGAGAUUGUAAGUGAAAAAGGUAUAAAACAGUGAGACACCCAGUCAGUCCUACGCAAAUGUUUUCAGCCAAGUGUAUGGGCAGAACUAAUUUUGUGUCUCCCAGUCAUUUCUGUGGCUCUUCUACCAGGAGAAGCAAUGUGACAUUUUCCACACUGCAGCAGCCUCAUGAAGCGUGGGUGUAAACUAGAAAGAGUAAUGUCUUACUCAAAUGUAUUUGCAGAACUGAAGAUAUGUAAAACUGCAGAAAUAAAAAAAAAGUGCUAUCAGUGAACUGUCCUUUGUUGCUCAGUUACCAGAUUUUCUUAUUAAUUGCAUGAAGUCCAGUUAGUCAGUUGUCAGAUUUAAUAAAGUCCUUUUAAAACUUG
This is a messenger RNA of Haemorhous mexicanus (house finch), 1713 nucleotides long. RefSeq names its product transmembrane protein 242 (gene TMEM242). Bases 1 to 606 code for a protein of 201 amino acids. The transcript has 4 exons. Lineage: Eukaryota; Metazoa; Chordata; Aves; Passeriformes; Fringillidae. The record is from RefSeq and is a predicted model, not a curated record.